Molecule: messenger RNA, 3564 nt
Organism: Teleopsis dalmanni
Lineage: Eukaryota; Metazoa; Arthropoda; Insecta; Diptera; Diopsidae
Gene: RhoGAP1A
Product: active breakpoint cluster region-related protein
Exons: 11
Coding region: 1-2742 (913 amino acids)
Biological process (GO): positive regulation of GTPase activity; signal transduction
Cellular component (GO): membrane
Molecular function (GO): guanyl-nucleotide exchange factor activity; GTPase activator activity
Source: RefSeq, a predicted model, not a curated record
AUGACUCAUAAUUUUCGGCAGUUACGAACUGAUAAAAAUGUUCUUAACAAGAGGAAUAACUUGCAAAAAAUUAAAAGCUACGAGUCUGUUUCAUCAUUAAGUUCAGAUAGUGCCAAAGCAGCACAAAAUGUUGAUAAUGAGCCCUAUUAUGAUACGGUUCCUUUAGAUAAUGGAGAUGGUGAAUAUGUAUAUAUUAAACCAGGUGGCAAUGGCUCCUCUUCUAGUCGUGAUGAUCUAUCAACUCCUGGCAGUACAUUGCCUAUUGGUUCAGUAGCUCAUCUUAGCAGUCAAACAAGCGUUACAGAUCCAGAAUCACCUGGUCGUCAAUCAAAUUAUGUUAAUAUUGAUUACUUCCUAAAUCAAAACAACGAAACUCGAUCUAGUUCAUUAGAUAGUGAUGGAGAGUAUGAAGGUCCGCCAAUUAUACGCGCCAUUUCACACGAUGAGCAAACAUCACAAACUCCAAGCGUUUUAAGAAAGAACUUAGUUUCAGCGAUACUUGAGUCUGGUAAUGCACGAGGUGUAAAAAUACGAUCAAUUUUAAGUAGCAUCAUACAAAGUGAAAAAAUCUAUGUAGAAUGCUUGAACAAAAUGAUACAGUAUAAAAAGGCUAUACACGCCACACUUGGUACAUCCCAACCUGUGAUUAAGGAGGAAGAGGAGAAUACAAUAUUUUUUAAAAUCGAUGAGCUUUAUGAAGUACAUACAGCAUUUUUAAAUGAUUUAAAAACUAUAGUUUCACAUGAAGGCGGUGAUGUACUAAUUGGUGGUACAUUUGGACGUUUGGCAGAUAUGUUUAAUUUGUAUAGUGCGUUUUUGCAUAAUUACGGACAAGCUAUAGAAACAGUUAAAAAAUGCAGCGCUAACAAUCCGCAGUUCAAAAAGAUCGUUUCAACGAUCGUUUUGAAUCUGCAGACUGAACAGUCGCUUACAUUAGAGGAUUUACUGCAUAAACCUGUUGCACGGGUGCAGAUAAAUGCCUUGGUUUUCAAUGAUUUAUUGAAUGAAACACCAUCCAAUCAUCCAGAUCAUCAACCGUUGCGUCAAGCACAUAAAACAAUACGCAUGUUCCUCAAUCAAUUUAAUGUAGUCAACCAACGUUUGCCAACAGAAUCGAACAAAAAUUUAAGACGCAUGGUUAAGAAUUCAUUUAUUGUUGAACUUGUUGAUGGUCAUCGUAAGCUGAGGCAUUUAUUUCUUUUUAAUGAUGUCAUUGCUUGUGCAAAAUACAAAGCUUCCGGUCGCGAUCGUAUUGAUUAUGAAUUGAAAUGGUUUAUACCACUUAAAGAUGUAUUCGUGUUUGAAGAUUCAGACGCCAGUGGUGAUUUGAAAGAAUCUAGUCCUGCAAAUAUAUUGCAAUUAAAAACACAAGCAUGCACAGUGCGUGAUCAAUUGCUGCAAGAAGAGAAAGAUGCACGCAAAACAAAUGGGCUACGUUCAGGCGAUAAAUAUCGCAGGAAACUAGCCGAUUUGGAAUCGCAAUUGGUCUUAGCAUCACCAAAUCUUGUCUUCCGUAUCGGUAAUAAAGCAACAAAUAAGACUAUUACAUUUUUCUUAAGUUCAGACUUCGAGCGUACGCAAUGGAUUGAUUCAAUAUUAACUUUGAAGCAAACAUGUAAUAUACCUGGUGCCAAUACUAUAAAUGCUUUGGAGGUACACGCUUUUAUUGUAGCCAUGCAAAAGGGGAUGAAAACUGAAAUGGGUUCAUAUUUAAUGCGUAACACAAACGACGAAAGUCUGCUUGUGGGUGAUUUACAUAUGACAGUACAAGGUUUAACAGGCUUAGAACAACCCGCAGAUAUGUACAUUUGUAUUGAAGUUGAUUCUUAUGGACAUUAUUUCCGCAAAGCAACAACAAAAAUGGUAUGCCGCAGCUUAAGUCCCAUGUGGAAUGAGAGCUUUGUGUUAGAACUUGAAGGAAGCCAAAAUGUGCGCAUACUACUGUAUGAGGCACAAGAACGACCAAAACUGAGGGCCAAACAUGUGUUAAAACUUAGCCGUAGUUGGCUGCAAGAAACACCUGCUCCAAAAGUUAUUAAAAUGACGGAAUCAAUUACCUUAAAUACUACCUUGAGAUUUGUGCCUGGAGAAGUCACACUACGUCGCGUGCCAACAUCAAAACCAGGCGCACUGUUUGGUGCCAAAAUGGGCAUAGUACUGAAGCGCGAAAAACGAGACAUUCCAUUUAUAAUUAGUGCCUGCAUACGUGAAGUAGAGCGUCGUGGCAUGUCAGAAGUGGGUAUAUACCGUGUGAGCGGUUCAGCAUCAGAUUUAGCGAAAUUAAAAAAAUCGUUUGAAACAAACGCUUAUGAAGCUGAACAAUUGCUUAAAGAUGUUGAUAUACACUCUGUUACUGGAAUUUUAAAAUCUUAUUUACGUGAGCUGCCAGAAGCACUGUUCUCGGAUUUGUUAUAUCCGAAAUUUUUCGAAACUUUUAAUGCAUUUAGUAACCAUAAUGAAACUGCACGAAUAACUGAAUUACUUAAAGUAUUUGAGGAGUUGCCGCCAGCGAACAAAGCUUCAAUUAAUUAUAUACUUGAUCAUUUAAUUCGGGUACAUCACCAGGAAGCUGACAACAAGAUGUCGCUACAUAAUCUAGCAAUGGUAUUUGGUCCGACAUUGCUACGGCCUGGGCAAACUCAAACCAAGCAAAAGGAUCUUCUAGCAUCUAGUACAGUUGAUGUGAUGGCACAAGCCGGUAUACUCUAUAGCUUUUUGCAAGCUCGUAUCAAAAAAGAAUAAUUAGCAUAUUUAACAUAAACAAUUAAUUUUUUUUUUGCGUGUUAUUUACUAAAUAUAUAUAUAUGAUGUCUAUGUACAUCAUGUAUGUCUAUGGUUAAGCAAUAUGUGAAAUGACAUCGUAAAUUAGUUGCUUUUUGCAUGAUAUUGUAUAUAAAAUAAAGACAGAACUGGAAUAUGGAUUGGAUAUUAUUGGUCCUUAUGAAUUCUGCUGCUGUGUAUGACAUUGUCGGCUGAAUAAGAAUAAUAAAAAACUAUAUCUUGACUGUAAGCAAAUAAAAAAAUGUAAACGUUUUAUAAGCUUAAAAUUUAAAGCUUUAGCAUUUGCUCAAGGAUUGGGGAGAUUUGCGCAAAUAUUUUUUAAAAAUGUUAAAAAAAAGAAGCAACUAUUUUUGAAAUACUUAAAAUUGCACUCUCCAUUUUUCAUUAUAUCAUAAAGAAUAAAGAAUUAUUAUAAAAAAAAAAGUGCACAUAUAUCCAAAUGGCACAUAUAAAUAAACAAAAACUAUUGAUAAUGUUAUAUUCCUCUUGCUUUAUCUUAAACUAGAAUUUUGCUGCUUAAUUGACAACACAUCUUAGCAUUUGCAUUAUAUUUAUCGAAGUUCAUAUAAACAAAAAAAUUGAGUAUAAACUUCCAAUUAAGUAAAAACUUCAUUUUUUUUUAUUUGGUCUUAAAAUUUUAGAUUUAGUGUGUUUUAAACUUUUUUAAAUGUAUGUAUGAAGCAGCAUAGCUUAGAUGUUUCUUGUCGACUAGAUUAUUUAAUGGUUACUUAUAUAUAAACUAUAUAAAUUUCUACAAAAAAAAUACAAUUUUUAUGUAGGUUU